This is a messenger RNA of Seriola aureovittata, 9202 nucleotides long. It is a transcript of the gene dgki, whose product is annotated as diacylglycerol kinase, iota. The transcript is spliced from 34 exons. Gene Ontology annotation, cellular component: nucleus. Lineage: Eukaryota; Metazoa; Chordata; Actinopteri; Carangiformes; Carangidae. The coding region runs from base 273 to 3185 and encodes 970 amino acids. Gene Ontology annotation, biological process: diacylglycerol metabolic process; intracellular signal transduction; lipid phosphorylation. Gene Ontology annotation, molecular function: ATP-dependent diacylglycerol kinase activity; protein binding. The record is from RefSeq and is a predicted model, not a curated record.
UGAGUGCAGCGCUGUCUGUUGUUCAGGCGGCUGCGCGUGCUGCCGUACCUGACUGCAGUAUAUAAAGGCGGUCAACGGUCAGAAAUCACAACGGUCAAACCGCCUGAAACGAUCACGUUGUGUUGUUCGCUAACCCCCACCCCUCACCCCCCCCUAAACAACCUUCCACUUCUCCUCUCCGCAAACCGGCAUCUGUGUCUCCCCCCCCCUCCACAAGCCGGGGGAGAGGGGGGGUCCAGCGCGGGGCGAGACCGACGGGAGGACCGACCAGCAUGGACCCCCAAGCGAAGGACCGCACCAGCACGGCGGCGGGGGGCUUCAGCGGUCGCCUAGCCUCCCUGGGAGCCGACGGGGGAGACUCGGAGUCCGGAGCCGGCUCGGAGGAAGCUGCCGUGGGCUGCUGCAGCGACACGUUCAGCAGCCUGCCCGAAAUGGAGCAAGAGACUCUGGAGGAGAAAUUAAGAGGACUGGCGUUCAGAAAGCAGACCUCGUAUCGGAAGGCGAUCUCCCGUUCAGGCCUCCAGCACCUCGGCCCCCCCCAGUCCUCCCUGCCUCCUGCGUCCAACGGCCCCAACAAGGAACUGCGGACCUGCGUGGACUGGACGGAGAACGCCGUGAACGGGGAUCACCUGUGGAUGGAGACCAGUUGUUCAGGAGAGCUGUGUUAUCUCGGAGAGGACACCUGCCUGCUGAAGACCGCAAAGUCGGCCCCCAGGAGGAAAUGCGCAGCCUGUAAGAUCGUUGUUCACACCGGCUGCAUAGAGCAACUAGAGAAGAUUAACUUCCGGUGUAAGCCAACCUUCAGAGAGGGAGGAUCCCGAUGCCUCAGAGAUCAGAACAUACUGAGACAUCACUGGGUCCACAGACGACGACAAGAAGGCAAAUGUAGACAGUGUGGAAAGAGUUUCCAACAGAAGUUCUUCCACAGUAAAGAAAUCAUCGCCAUCAGCUGUUCCUGGUGUAAACAGGCUUUCCACAACAAGGUGACGUGUUUCAUGCUGCACCAGAUCGAGGAGCCGUGUUCACUGGGGGCCCACGCCGGAGUCAUAGUCCCACCGUCCUGGAUCAUCAAAGUCAGGAAACCACAGAGCUCACUUAAGAACUCUGCCAGGAGAAAAAAGCGGACAUCUUUCAAACGAAGGACGAGCAAGAAGGGACUGGACGAGUCUAAAUGGCGUCCGUUCAUGUUGAAGCCGCUCCCCUCUCCUCUCAUGAAGCCCAUCUUGGUUUUCGUCAACCCCAAGAGUGGAGGCAACCAGGGUGCCAAGGUGUUACAGAUGUUCAUGUGGAUCUUGAACCCGCGGCAGGUGUUCGACCUGUCACAGGGCGGACUGCGAGAGGCGUUGGAGUUGUAUCGUAAAGUGCCAAAUCUGAGGAUCCUGGCCUGCGGAGGGGACGGCACGGUGGGGUGGAUCUUGUCUACUCUAGACGAGCUGCAGAUGAACCCCCAGCCCCCGGUCGCUGUUCUUCCUCUGGGAACAGGAAAUGACCUCGCCAGGACGCUCAACUGGGGCGGGGGUUACACAGACGAGCCGGUGUCCAAGGUGUUGUGUCACGUAGAGGACGGGUCAGUGGUGCAGCUCGACAGGUGGAACCUUCUAGUAGAGAAAAGUGCAGUUCAGCCAGAGGAGGGGACACAGAAGCUGCCGCUGAAUGUGUUCAACAACUACUUCAGCCUGGGCUUCGACGCUCACGUCACCCUGGAGUUCCACGAGUCCAGAGAGGCCAACCCAGAAAAGUUCAACAGUCGCUUCCGCAACAAGAUGUUCUAUGCAGGAGCUGCGUUCUCAGAUUUCCUCCAGAGAAGCUCCAGGGAUUUGUCCAAGCACGUCAGAGUGGUGUGCGACGGUACAGAUCUAACCCCCAAGAUCCAGGAGCUGAAAUUCCAGUGCAUUGUGUUUCUAAACAUUCCCAGGUACUGUGCUGGCACCAUGCCGUGGGGAAACACAGGCGACCACCGGGACUUUGAACCCCAGCGUCACGACGACGGCUGCAUCGAGGUUAUCGGCUUCACCAUGGCCUCGCUGGCGGCGCUACAGGUCGGCGGUCACGGAGAGAGACUUCACCAGUGCAGGGAGGUUGUGUUAACUACCUUCAAGACUGUACCUGUUCAGGUGGAUGGUGAGCCGUGUCGACUGGCUCCAUCCACUCUCCGCAUCUCCCUGCGAAAUCAGGCCAACAUGGUCCAGAAGAGCAAGAGACGCACCUCUGUGCCCCUGCUCAACGAUAUUCAGAAGGUGUGUGCAGCUGAUCUGCGCCGCCUCUCUGCUCCCCCCGACUCCUUCUCUGUUCCUCACGCAGUCCCAGAUCGUCUGCGUCUGCGAGUGAACCGGAUCAGCCUCCAGGAGUACGACCGACUGCAGUACGACAAAGAGCGGCUGCGAGAUAUCUCCAUCCCAGUUGGCAUUGUGGUUGUAAGAGGAGACUGUGACCUGGAGACGUGCCGACUCUAUAUUGACAGAUUACAAGAGGACUUACACCAGGCGCCAUCUACUGGCCACAGAGUGCACUAUCAGGAUGAGACCAGAGGUGUCCCCAGGACCAGCUCAUCCAGUAGACUGUCUCCCAACUGGAGCUUCUUGGACUCCACAUCAGCUGAUCGCUUCUAUCGCAUCGACAAGGCUCAGGAGCACCUCCACUUUGUGACGGAGAUUUGCCAGGACGAGGUUUUCAUCCUGGACCACGAGGGACCUGUGGUGAGCCAGGGGUCGUCCACGGGGAUGCCUGAUCUGGUGGUGGAACCUACAGCCGGCGCUCCACUGACACCUGAGGAACAAGCUUUGUUGACAGCUGCCAGUUCUGGAGAUCUGUCUAUGCUGUCGGAGUGCGUGCGUCGAGGCGUCAGCUUGUUGGUUCGAGACUCUGGAGGUUGUUCGGUGUUGCAUAUAUCCGCCCAGAACGGACACUCGGACCUGGUCAGCUACAUCGUGCAGCAGGGCUCCAAAGUGCUUCUGGAUUUGACAGACAGAGAGAAAGGCGACACUGCCUUGCACAAAGCAGCCUGUGAGAAGCAGCAUGCAGUGUGUCGGCUGCUGGUCGAGGCCGGGGCGUCUCUUGAGAAGACCAACUUCCAGGGGAAGACACCGGCGGACCAAGCGGAGGGAGACUCGGAGCUCGCCACCUACCUGAGCGCCCAACAGAACACGUCUUCUACCACCCAGGAAGACUUGGAGACGGCAGUCUGAGGCGCACACACAUACACACACACACACACACACACACACACACACACACACACACACACACACACACGAUCUAUCAGUCUCUCUGGACCCUGAGAGAAAAGCGUUGAAAGAAUGAACAGAGUCUGGCUCUGACUCCGGCGUCUCGACAGACGAACCGGAGCAGCGACGAACUGCUUCAGCUCGCAGCAGCACUGCAGUGGAGAUUUUAAUGCUCAGCUAUUUAUUUGUAUUUAUUUAUUCAUAUUCUAUUUAUUGGUUGUGCUGAUUGAUUGACUGAGUGAUCGAUUGUAGGACCAUUAGCGGCUCAGGAUGCGGGUGCACUUUGAGCAGGUCGACAGUUCACUUGCUGAAGGGAUUUAUUUUGCUCAUGAAUCGUGGGGGUCAGUCAGACUUCCACAGUGGUCGACCGUGUGUUGAUUAUGCAUUUAAAUAUACAAAUAACAUAAAUGCUCACUUCAGAACUGAUAGUAAUAGUAAUAGAAAUAUUUGGGUUUAUGUGUUUACCCCAUAAAACCUGUGUGCCAAAGACAUUGCACUGAUGUAGUGUCACGCCGAGUCCACACCGUCACUAAACGCUCCGUCACGUCAUUCGGUUUCUCUCAGGAACCGAAGCUGUAAACCUGCAUCUCUUAACGCCAACUUAUGCAACGAUCACAUUCUGGUUCCAUUCAGCAUCGUCACUGCUCAGAGCUCUGAUAUCAUGACAAACUAGAAGUCCCGAUUAUUCCAGCAGCUGCUUUUGAAACCACAAGUCCACAUCAAGAAACAAAACAAACAAAACAAAUACAGGAAACAUCAGGAUCUCAGGUGGUUUCAGAAAGUCCCCGCUCUGAGGGGGACGUACCUUCCAACUGCCCGGCAACUAUGAGGGUGGAGUCUCCGAUUGUCUUUGGGACAAUGAAGUUAAGGCUUUGUUUAUGCAGAGGAAAGUGGAGUAAACAUACCUUCACAUACACACAACACUGGUGUGGUGACUCUCCCUUUCUACCGUCACAAACCAGUAAACCAGAGAAAACGGCGACUUUAAAGCGCCUCCAUGUUCGGUGGAGGAGUCUGAAGACUUUGCUGUCGCUGCGUUUUCAUACAGCUUUUUUAUUGACUCCUGACCUUCAUUACAUUGUAUGGAGCACAAACAAUAUAAAAGAAUGACAAUAACAUACAAGAACAUGAUUAAUCACAAUAAAACGCCACCGAAAGUCAAGAAAUUAUAUUGAAUAAUUGGACUGGGAUUGGGUUGUUGGACUGUUGCUAAAACAAAAACAAAAGACGUAUGAAGACGACAGCUUUGGCUUUGAGUAAAUAUGAAACAUAUUUUUAGACCAAACAAUGAAUCGAUUAAUCCAGAGAAUAAUCAUCCAUCAGCUGAUAAUGAAAGACUUAAACACACAGGUGUUAGAGAAACUUUAGCAAGUGCAGCCGGUUGAUUUUGGAGAACAGACCAGGGUAUUUAAGUAUAAUCGAUAAUCAAUACACCUGUUCAUUUCACACCCAAAAAUAUUUAAACUGUGUGUGUAUCUGGUACUCCUGACCCGACAAGGCUUUUCACAUGCAGCUUGUGUGUGUGUGUGUGUGUGUGUGCGUGCGUGCGCGUGUGUGUGUGUGUGUGUGUGAGAGAGAUAACAUGUCCCAUUCCAUAUCAAAUCUAAAAAGAGACGCACGUACACCUGCAACAGAAAGAGACUUCACUCCGCUCUGUGCAGCAUGUACGUAACUACAGACUGUGUUGUGUUGUGUGUGUGUGUGUGUGUGUGUGUGUGUGUGUGUGUGUGUGUGUGUGUGUGUGUGUGUGUGUGUGUGUGUGCAGCACUUAUCCAAGAAGAAAUUAAAAAUCUGAGCCAUAUUCAAUGCAAUAUGAAUGGAUGACGUCUUUUUGCAUUUCUCUAUUAAUCGUUUACAUUACAUUAAUGUUUUUAACAUAGUCGACCUUUUAGCACCGAGGACUAAUGAAUGUGCAAUUUUACUUCAGUGCUGGUUGGGUUUAUGAUUGUCUUGUUAUUUUGGUUUUAUUUCUUUUCUUUUGUGCGCAUGUUUGUCAACGGACUGAACUCUGAAACAACCCUGUGAGCUCUCUUUAGAUAUAACCUGUUGUAAACUAAAUUGAUAAACACCGUAGGAACCGCUUUCCCGAGGUAUUUGUGGGGGACCUUGAAUAUUUUAAAGACUUGACGCGUAGCCAUCGUAGAAGUCUGGCUUUUCAACUUCACCGCACAUGUUUUAAACCCGUUUUCAGCCGCUGCAAAGAUUCAUAGUAUAAAUCAUUUUAAAUCACUGGUUUUAAGGAUCAGUGUCUGAAUACAGGCUGUGUGCGUUUCUCUGUGGACUGAGGCUUUGAUACUUUCACAGUAUUAAUAUAGAAGCUAGAGCUGAUCUAUAAUCAAACACACGGACAGAGAUCUUUAGACUGGAUGGGACCUUUUUAAGGAUCAUUUUCAAGGUGAAACCCUAACCUUUGAUUCUUCAGUAUUUAUAAUUGUGUAUUCUUAUUUAAUGUCUUGUAAGAGUAUAAACGUGACAACUCGUCCUGGUUAGAGCUGUGUAACUGCUGAUGGUGAUGUAUGUUUUCCUAUAAACCACCUUUUCAUUUCAUGAGAAGAAGCCAAACUUAUCAAAUGUUAGAUAUUGUCCAAACAUACGCACUUUUUUUGCCUCCUUUAAAGGGACAUCGUCACGGUUAGUGUUGCUCUGCCUGUUGAGGAACUUCCUUUUUUUUUUUUAAAUAAAUAUCUGUGAUGCAGGACUUCUACGAUGGCUGCCGCCGUCAGCAUCCGGCGCUCAGAGCUUCCUCUCAGUGUCUGGACUCAAAAAUGUGUGUAAAUGAAAAAUCCUUGAACUGAACUACCUGUGAAUGGUGACGACAUUUUCUAUGAAGUGACUGUGGUAAUAAGCUAGGCCCGACACACACACACACACACACACACACACACACACACACACACAAGCUUCUUAUCACUCUUUCUAUUCAGUAGGAACAUGACUUUGUAUGAAAUCGUGUCUCUCAUCAGCGUUGGUUAUGCAUGACAUUUUCUUACAUCCUUGGGAUUAUUUUCUGGUAAUAUAAAAAAAAAAAUGGCAUUAUUGUUGUUUAAACUAUUAAAUUAUUAUAGUUUUAAAUGAGUUUUACCUGAGUUUCUUCUUAGGUUGUGUUUGUUCUUUUGCUUUUGUACAUUUCUUUUAUUUUCCUGCCACAUGACGAUGAUGAUGAUGAUGAUGAAGAUGAUGAUGGGAUUACUUGAAGUUUGUUGUUUUAUUUUCUUCAUCUGUUAAAAGAACAUAUGACGCUGUAGUUGUUGCCUCUGAUGUUAUUUCCUGGUUGCUGAGGAAACUCCCCUCGGGAAAGUCACUGAGCUGUUUCUCCUUUUUGAACAGAGGCCAUCAUUCUUCACCGGCAGCCAGCUGACGUUAUGAAGACGAAGCUUCUUCACAUAGACUUUAUGAAAACUUUACCCCAAACUAGAAAUGAAACAGUUCCUCUGUCUGAACCAAACUUCACGGCAGUUUAAUCCAAUACGUUUUGAGAUAUUUCACCACCAGUGUCAGCCUGUUGGCGGCACGAGAGGUCACCGCAGUCACAAUGAUUCAUCCUCCGGGGAACACGAACGUCUGAACCGAAUUUUUUAUUGACAAUCCAUCCAGUAGUUGUUGAGAAAUUUCAGUUUGGACCGAAGUGGUUGAUCGACUGACAGACGCUUCUUCUACUGGGCUGAAAAUAUUUAGCACUUAGCAUUAAAAACAUACUUCACUCAUAUCCAAUUCAACUUUUAUUUUUUAAUUUACAUCCACUGACAUUCUUGUUUGUCAUCAUCACUUUUGGUUACGAUCAGUUAUUGACAAAAAAAAAAGCUGCACCAAAAACAUCCAAUCACAAGAAUUUAAAUUCAGCUUUGAAUUCAUUAAAGAUGAAUUUGCUGCUGUGAGUUUGUCCACACAUAAAUCCUGAAACUAAAAAUAACAGUGUUUGUUUUACUGAACCUGAAGCGCCAGGCGGGUGGAGUUAAGUCUUAAGGAGUGGAGUUAAGUUUUAACUGUCGGGGAAGUUGAUGCUGAAAUUUUAAAUUAAUUUCAAUACUCUGUGGUUACUUCAUUUCAGUAUGAAAAUUAUAUUUGAAUGAUACAUUUACCUGAUUAUAAUAAUAGUUUUGUGUCAGUUUUUAUCAUAUUCUUUUGGUAUUUUAUCUUGACUCUUGGCUCGAGGUCAACACAGAAAUCUAAAAUCAGUUUCGACACUUUAAUGCUUCUUCAAACUAUGAAAAUGAUCUUAAACAAGGAUUUUAACCACCAGUGUUGGGAUGUUACUUCUAUAUGAGCAUUUCACUCACCUUUAGUUAUACAGAAAGUUAUGAGCACGUUAUAUCGAUAGAUUUGACUCUUUUAAAUGACAGAAGUAAUUUUGAGGUUCAAUGUUCAGCAGAGGAAACUGGCAUCUUAAACUAACAUUGUGUUUUGAAGGUUUUGAAGAGAUAAAAUUAGCUUUAUCUUUGUUUUAAACAGGUUUGUACAUCAGCUUACUAAUCAAGUACUUAAAACUCACUGUGUCUCUUAAUAUCAAAGUCCUCUAAAUAACAUUUGUCUCCAGUGUCCACAGACUGUAAAGGUCACCUCUGUUAAUCAUUGUCUCAGUACUGCAGGGUGUGGACUUGUUUUAUCGUGUAAUCUUAGAAUCAAAAUGCUUUUAUUUCUCCAACAAGCAGUGACUUGUUAGAUAUGAGACUCUACUGCCAUUAGAAACAGCUCUAUUAGUCUUCCACACAUUCCUUGUUUAAUAUUUCAGUGCUCGUGAUAUUUUUAGAUUAUUAAAAUCAGAAUAUCAGGAAGGCUUCACGAUUUCCUGAUCGCUUUGCCCUUUGAUGUUCAGCCUAAAGAGGAUGUGAACUGUCACCUGGGCUCCUGUGUAAAACACACAGGCCACUGUGAGAUUCCUCUGGUGCUUGUAAAGGUAAAUAUACAACCUGAGUCACAGCUGGGAGUUUCCUACAGGGAUCACAUGCCUGUGGUCGGAGGAUUUAUCUCAGUGCAAGGUCCAAUCAGCCGCUGCUCUGGACUUUUCAGACACAUAUUUUCACAUUUAUUGGAACAGAGCUGAGUUUUCUCUGAAUGUCUCGUCUUCACGUUGGUUCAGAAAUCAAAAUGAAAAGUUCAUUGUUGUUCACUGAAGCCUCAGAAACUAAAUCCAAGAUUUCGCAACAUGAUCAAAAGCCCCAGGACUGUGACUAAAUGGAGCUUCUGGUUUAAUUGUUUCUCAUCUGCCACAGUUACACAUUAUAAACUACUGGAACAGGUUAAACUGGUUUUAUGUUGUCAGUAGAAUGAGUCUAAAAACAGAGUCAAACAGUCCAGACCUGUUUUAAAACCAGAUAAAGUGAGAAAAGUCACUGAAACUGAAAGAAAAUAGCUAAUUUUAGAUAUUUUUUUAAGUUUACAGGGUUGUAUGGAAGCCUGUUUCUGCUAGUAAAAGAAAAAAAAUAGUCAUGAUUAAAAAUAAAAUGCUCUUGAUGAGUAAAAAUGUUAACUUUCAAUCUCAUAAUUUAGAUUUUUUUGUCAUAAUUUUGACCCUGUAUCUCAUAAAUUUGACUUUCUGUCUCAUACUUUUGACCAUGUCUCAUGGUUGAUUUUUUUGUUUGUUUUUUUUUAUCACAAUUAUUUAUUUAUCUAUUUAUUAUUCACAACAUGUAUGUUUCAGAAAUUGGACAGAAAUGUUUUUGUCUGGAAGAAAACGUCACUUCAUAUUCUUAUCACCACCAUCCCUGUUUCCUCUUCCUGACUGCUCAUUCAAAACAACAGCAGGUUUAGUUUUCUGCCUUUCACCAACACAGAGACAUUCUGGAUGUUUCUGUCGAAAUUUGCUCUUUUUUCUUUGUGACUUUGCACUUUUGUGGACUUUAAAAUGUUCAUUGGAAGACAAUAAAAUCAUGUAUAUAAAUCUGAGGUGAUGACAAAAGCAUGCCAGGCUGUACAGUUGUAACAACGUUUGAGUAACCUUAUUAUUUUAGAAAAAAUAAAGUUAAUAAACACAACUUUUA